UGAAUUUGGGCAUUUAAAAACCGGAUGUGUAUAAAGUCUGACAUUUGGGCUAUAAAUCAAAAAGGCAUGACAACAGGAAACCGCAACAGUAUCACACUUUCGAUGUUUGUUUUGGGAAUAUAUAAAUGGUACUUUUAAUUAACAUCGUUUUCCCAACAGGAUUCUACUUCGUAGUCAGGUUAAAAACGACGGGACGAGCCUUAUAAACUUGACUGUGAUUUAUAGAUUUGAAUCAUAUUAGUGAAAUCGUGAUGAUGACUUUGUCCCGGCGAUGAACGUGUUCCGUUCUGUUAGCUGGUCUGUCAUUAAGGAGGAGCAGUCUGCCUAUACUCUACCGAUACAGCUGGUUGAUGGAAUUUCUGUCCUCUCAAUGACAGGGAAUAUUGAGCAUGAAGAGGAAGCAGAGGAGGUCAAGACACGAGGAAACAACCAGGAAACACUGAGGAGAAGUAAAGUGUUACCAUGGUGACACUGUGGAGGGUUCCAUGCUGAAUCGUUCCAGAUCAUUCCAGAGCCCUGAGUGGAGUCAGAGUCUCCUGAUAACUCUUCCUGGAUCUCUGUAACCUUCUGGGAUGAAGAGGUUGCCCUGAGCAACACAGAGCUCACACAGGCACAGACAGGUUCUAGAUGGAGUGAGACGGUCCUAUUUCAACGAACCAAAGCACGACUCUGGCAGUGACAUCACCACCACCAUGCUCCAACCAACUGAAGCACAUUGCUGAAGAUUCAGAAGAUGGAGGGAGGAGAGGGGAGGAGACAGAAGAUGGAGGGAGGAGAGACGAUGAGAGAGAAGAUUGAGGGAGGAGAGAUAACGGGACAGAGGAUGGAGGGAGGAGAGAGGAGGAGAGAGAGAAUGAGAGGAGGUGGUGGAGGGGUGUACGUGUGGCUCCUCCUGGUGUGUAUGUUGCUGGGGGAUGUCCUGGGCUGGGUGACCCCUGGAGUUCAUGUUGGGGUCGAGGCUCAGGCCAAUGAAAGGAGAGUCCUGGCUCACAUUCCUGGUGACAUCAUCAUAGGAGCGCUGUUCUCUGUUCACCACCAACCUCCUGCAGACAAGGUCCAUGAGCGUAAGUGUGGAGCUGUCAGAGAACAGUAUGGUAUCCAGCGUGUGGAGGCCAUGAUGCACACUCUGGACCUGAUCAACUCUGACCCUCACCUCCUCCCCAACAUCACCCUGGGCUGUGAGAUCAGGGACUCUUGCUGGCACAGUGCAGUGGCAUUAGAACAGAGCAUAGAGUUUAUCAGAGACACGCUGGUCUCCAACGAGGAGGAGGAGAGUCUGAGCCUUGGGAAAUGUCUGGGGGAGGACGGGAUAGAGAUGACCCCUGUUAGAGGGAAGAAACCCAUUGUAGGAUUGAUAGGACCAGGUUCCAGCUCUGUGGCCAUCCAGGUGCAGAACCUGCUACAGCUGUUCAACAUACCACAGAUCGCUUACUCUGCUACCAGCAUGGACCUCAGCGACAAGAGUCUGUAUAAGUACUUCAUGAGGGUGGUGCCGUCGGAUGCUCAGCAAGCCAGAGCUAUGGUGGACAUCGUCAAGAGAUACAACUGGAGCUACGUCUCUGCUAUACACACAGAGGGUAACUAUGGUGAGAGUGGUAUGGAAGCCUUUAAGGAACUGGCAGCUAGAGAGGGGAUCUGUAUCGCUCACUCGGAUAAGAUCUACAGCAACGCAGGGGAGCACAACUUUGACAAGCUGCUGGAGAAGCUGAGAGGACACCUGCCCAAGGCUCGGGUGGUGGCGUGCUUCUGCGAGGGGAUGACUGUACGCGGCAUACUGAUGGCAAUGAGACGGAAACACCUGGUGGGGGAGUUCCUACUGGUGGGGAGUGAUGGCUGGGCUGACCGGUAUGAUGUGACAGAUGGAUAUCAGCAAGAGGCUGCAGGGGGAAUAACUAUAAAGCUGAAGUCAGCCUACAUCCCCUGGUUCGACGACUACUACUUGGCUCUGCAACCAGAUGACAACACCAGGAACCCCUGGUUCACUGAGUUCUGGCAGCACCGGUUCCAAUGUAGACUAAAGGGGCACGCACAGGAGAACACCAAGUACAACCGUACCUGCAAUAGUAGAGAGUCUCUCCGGCAGCAGUAUGCCCAGGACACUAAGAUGGGUUUUGUCAUCAACGCUAUCUACUCCAUGGCUUAUGGACUACACACUAUGCAGCAGACAGUCUGCCCAGGAUACCAAGGUCUGUGUGAUGCCAUGCGGCCUAUCGACGGUCGUAAGCUGCUGGAGUUCCUGAUGAGGACCAACUUCACUGGAGUCUCUGGAGAGACUAUCCAUUUUGACCAGAACGGAGACUCACCGGGCAGAUAUGAGAUCAUGAACUUUAAACGUCUGGGCGGUGGCGGUGGCGGUGGCGGUGGCGGUGGCGAUGGCGUGGAGCAGUACAGUUAUAUCCAUGUGGGGAGCUGGGACCAGGGAGGACUGAGGAUGGACGACGAAGAGAUGUGGGCUAACGCCUCCACCAUUAUACAGUCUGUCUGCUCUGAACCCUGCCAGAAGGCACAGAUCAAGGUGAUCCGUAAAGGUGAGGUCAGCUGCUGCUGGACCUGUACUCCCUGUAAAGACAAUGAGUUUGUGUUUGAUGAGUACACCUGCCGCGCCUGUGACCUGGGGGCCUGGCCUACCGACGACUUGACAGGUUGUGAGCCUAUCCCGGUGCAGUAUGUGCGUUGGGGAGACCCUGAACCCAUAGCAGCAGUGGUGUUUGCCUGUCUGGGGCUCAUGGCUACUCUGUUUGUUACCUCCAUAUUCAUCAGGUUCUAUGACACCCCGGUAGUGAAGUCGAGCAGUAGAGAGCUGUGUUACAUCAUCCUGGCUGGCAUCUGUCUGGGCUAUCUCUGUACCUUCAGCCUCAUCGCCAAGCCCCACGCUGCACACUGCUACCUACAGAGACUGGGGAUAGGACUGUCCCCUGCCAUGAGCUACUCUGCCCUGGUCACUAAGACUAACCGUAUAGCCCGAAUCCUGGCUGGCAGUAAGAAGAAAAUCUGUACCAAGAAGCCCAGGUUCAUGUCAGCCUGCGCUCAGCUGGUCAUCGCCUCCCUACUCAUCCUGCUACAACUAGGAAUCAUAGUAGCUCUGUUCAUUAUGCAACCACCACAGGUGAUCUAUGACUACCCCAGUAUCAGCGAGGUCCAUCUAAUCUGCAACCUGACGACACUCGGAGUAGUAACUCCUCUGGGUUAUAACGGCCUGCUCAUCCUCAGCUGUACCUUCUACGCCUUUAAGACCCGUAACGUUCCUGCUAACUUCAAUGAGGCUAAGUAUAUAGCCUUCACCAUGUACACCACCUGCAUCAUCUGGCUGGCCUUCGUCCCGAUCUACUUCGGCUCCAACUACAAGAUCAUCACCAUGUGUUUCAGUGUUAGUCUCUCUGCUACUGUGGCUCUCUGCUGCAUGUUUGCCCCCAAGGUAUACAUCAUGCUGGCAAAGCCGGAGAAGAACGUACGGAGUGCCUUCACCACCUCUACCCAGGUCCGUAUGCAUGUAGGGGAUGCCAAGACAGCCGCUAACGCUGCCAAACCCAAGACCAUGGCUGGACUCUUCAGAAGGAAGGGGUCUGAAGAAAACCUCAGCUCCAACGGCAAGUCGGUGUCGUGGUCUCAGAAUGAGCGCAGCGGCUACAGACCCAACCUGUGGAAGAGGAUCUCUAUCCACAUCAAGAAGAAGGAGGAGGUCAACCAGACAGCCAUCAUUAAGCCCUUCUCUAAGGGGGCGGGCACCCCCGACCUCGCCCCCGCCACGCCCCAACUUGGGGACAGGGGGGUCUACGACGAACCUCAGGGGGCGCAGCAUUACCCCCCUGGAACCUACCCCUGCCCUCCCUCGCCUCAUGUUGGAGCAUACCGCCGCUGUCCCUCCUCACCCUCCCCACUAGCCCUGCCCACAGUCAGCCAAAGCGUUGGAGGCUUCCACCCUUGCCCUCCCUCGCCUCACGCUGGAACCUACCACCCAUGUCCCCCCCGGGGGGCUCAGGGGUCCCAGGACGGAGAGGAGAUCAGGGCUCUGCCAUACUACAUGACAGAGAGGCCUCAGACAAGGGUGUAUGGCGGAGUGGGCAAGAUGGGGGGUGGUGGUGGUAUGGGGGGCAUAGGUGAUAUUGGUAGUGUUGGUAGGGGUGUAGGUAUGGGGGGCAUAGGUGAUAUUGGUGGUGGUGGUAGGGGUGUAGGUAUGGGGGGCAUAGGUGAUAUUGGUGGUGUUGGUAGGGGUGUAGGUAUGGGGGGCAUAGGUGAUAUUGGUGGUGGUGGUAGGGGUGUAGGUAUGGGGGGCAUAGGUGAUAUUGGUGGUGGUGGUAGGGGUGUAGGUAUGGGGGGCAUAGGUGAUAUUGGCGGUGUUGGUAGGGGUGUAGGUAUGGGGGGCAUAGGUGAUAUUGGUGGUGGUGGUGGGGUUGGUAAUACUGGUGUGGGUGAUUUAGACAUGGAUAUAGGUGUUGGUGGUAUAGGUGACAGGGGUAUUGGUGUGGGCACGGUGGGCAGUCAGCCCCAGGGCUCCAACAUCAUGGAUCAGAUUAGCUGUGUGGUGAACCGUUUCACCGCCAACAUCAGCCAGCUCAACAACAUGAUGCUCCCUGGGUCGCCACCGGAGGGAGCUGACCCCCCUCCUCCGGGUCCAGGCCUCACCCCCGCCCCAUGCCCUCCUCCCUACAUCCUACCCCGCACCAGACAGCCAAAUACCACAGUCACCACCUACGCUGAAGUAGCAGCCAUCGCCGCCUCUAACCAUGGCAACCCCCGGGUGGGUGGGUCGGUCGGUGUGGUCUAUGGUCCUGGGGGCGGGGUGUGUGGUACUGCAGCGGUGAGAACCACAGAGCUGCUGGAGGAGCUGGCUGCUCUGGCCCCUCCUUCCCCGUUUAGAGACUCCUCCCUGGAGUCGCCUGGCACCACGCCCCCCUCCCUGGCCUCGGAGUCUGCCCUGGGUGAGCCCUGUCCCCCGGGGAAAUAUGACAGACUGAUGCUACGGCACUACAGCCAGAGCUCCUCUUCCCUGUAAACUCCUCCUCCACUUCUUCCUCUUCCCUGUAAACUCCUCCUCCUCUUCCCUGUAAACUCCUCCUCCUCUUCCUCCUCUUCCCUGUAAACUCCUCCUCCCCUUCCAUGUAAACUCCCCCUCUACUAGAGAUGUGUUCUGUGGAAUAAGAGGUUAGAAUAUGAAGUUUUGCAUUUGGAGAUUUAGUUGUGCACAGUUGGAGAAACAGGAAAUGAGAGGAGAGCUGUACAACAGUGCUGGAUGAGCUACACAAUAUUUACUCAACUUUAUUUCCUUUCCUUGGAUAAGAGCCAUAGUUUCUCCCCCCUGAGAGUGUUGGGGGACGCCAGGAGGAGAGACAGGGGGAGGGCCUCAGGACCGCAGUACAGCCACAUUAAAGACUGAAGGGCCUCAGGACCGCAGUACAGCCACACUAAAGACUGAAGGGCCUCAGGACCCCAGUACAGCCACAUUAAAAGGCCUCAGGACCCCAGUACAGCCACAUUAAAAGGCCUCAGGACCCCAGUACAGCCACAUUAAAGACUGAAGGGCCUCAGUACAGCCACAUUAAAGACUGAAGGGCCUCAGGACCCCAGUACAGCCACAUUAAAGACUGAAGGGCCUCAGGACCGCAGUACAGCCACACUAAAGACUGAAAGGGUCUCAGGACCGCAGUACAGCCACAUUAAAGACUGAAGGGCCUCAGGACCCCAGUACAGCCACAUUAAAGACUGAACGGCCUCAGUACAGCCACAUUAAAGACUGAAGGGCCUCAGGACCGCAGUACAGCCACACUAAAGACUGAAAGGGUCUCAGGACCGCAGUACAGCCACAUUAAAGACUGAAGGGCCUCAGGGCCUCAGUACAGCCACAUUAAAGGGUCUCAGGACCGCAGUACAGCCACAUUAAAGACUGAAGGGCCUCAGGACCGCAGUUCAGCCACACUAAAGACUGAACGGCCUCAGUACAGCCACAUUAAAGACUGAAGGGCCUCAGGACCCCAGUACAGCCACAUUAAAGACUGAACGGCCUCAGUACAGCCACAUUAAAGACUGAAGGGCCUCAGGACCCCAGUACAGCCACAUUAAAGACUGAACGGCCUCAGUACAGCCACAUUAAAGACUGAAGGGCCUCAGGACCGCAGUUCAGCCACACUAAAGACUGAAAGGGUCUCAGGACCGCAGUACAGCUUCACUGAAGACUAGAAGUAAAGACAUGCUGUUGCUGCCAGCUGAGCUGAUGGGUGACUGACUGCCUGACUGACUGACUGACUGCCUGGCUGACUGACUGUCUGACUGACUGCCUGACUG
This is a messenger RNA of Oncorhynchus mykiss (rainbow trout), 6279 nucleotides long. RefSeq names its product glutamate metabotropic receptor 5a. Gene Ontology annotation, biological process: G protein-coupled receptor signaling pathway. The record is from RefSeq and is a predicted model, not a curated record. NCBI's taxonomy places the organism in Eukaryota, Metazoa, Chordata, Actinopteri, Salmoniformes, Salmonidae. Gene Ontology annotation, cellular component: membrane. Gene Ontology annotation, molecular function: G protein-coupled receptor activity.